Molecule: messenger RNA, 861 nt
Organism: Drosophila eugracilis
Lineage: Eukaryota; Metazoa; Arthropoda; Insecta; Diptera; Drosophilidae
Product: peptide deformylase, mitochondrial
Exons: 2
Coding region: 74-790 (238 amino acids)
Biological process (GO): N-terminal protein amino acid modification; peptidyl-methionine modification
Cellular component (GO): mitochondrion
Molecular function (GO): peptide deformylase activity
Source: RefSeq, a predicted model, not a curated record
ACAUGCCCAUCCCUAGCCGGUCAGCUGGCCAAAUAGACGUUGGUUAAGCAAUAACAAACAGAGAUUAUACGAAAUGCUUCUGAAACAACGGAUAAAAUUAUGCCAAAGGAUCCUGGAGCACAGACGCUGCCUGGGAACGACUCCUCCAACGAAUCAGUCCUUCAGAAAAUGGUACCAGAAACUGUGGACAACGGAGCGCACUAACCUGCCGCCUUAUAACCACUUCACUCAAAUUGGAGACCCGGUACUGAGGCAACAGGCGGCUUUAGUGCCCAAGGAACACAUUGAUAGCCCCGAGAUCAAGGCCAUUGUGGAGCAAAUGGUCAAGGUGCUGAGAAAAUUUGACUGUGUGGGCAUUGCGGCGCCCCAGAUUGGAGUUUCCCUCAGGAUCAUAGCCAUGGAGUUUAAAGGACGAAUCCGAAAAGAGUUGCCCGAGGUGGUUUACCAAGCACGACAAAUGUCCGAGUUGCCACUGACUAUUUUUAUCAAUCCUGUAAUGUCGGUAACGAACUACUCCAAACUAAAACAUCCUGAGGGCUGCAUGAGUGUGCGGGGAUACUCGGCCGAAGUAGAACGGUUUGAAGGUGUAAAGUUGACAGGCUUAAACCAACUGGGAACACAAAACGAAAUAACAUUGAGCGGGUGGAAUGCCAGGAUAGCACAGCACGAAAUGGAUCACUUGGAUGGAAAGCUUUACACCGACCACAUGGAUCGCUCCACUUUCUCGUGUACCUGCUGGGAGGCGGUCAACACGAAAUCCGGACGCGUUGAGAUACCUUUCUAUAAAUAGUUAAGUCGCAGGCUGAUCUUUUUGUAUGUAUGUAUAUAGUGAUUGAAUUGAAGUUUAUGUAUCACUGGCAA